AUGCCUUUACCAUCCCUAGCAUUUCUUUCGGCGCGUAUUUUCAUUUACUUUUACACUUGCCUGUCGUUCCAUUGUUUUCUUAUUUUAUGAGAAAGAAACGAAUCCAAAACGAAAAUGGACUUUGACAACGCGAAGGAAAACAUACAGCCUUUGGCCAGCGGUCGAAAUGUGAGCUUGCUUCAGGCGUCCCUCUCUCAGGACUCCGCACAGAGCCAGGAGCUCCUGGCGCAGCGCAAGCAAAUGGAGAAGGAGGUACACACAUACAAUGGCAGUGAUCCGCUUGAGCCGUGGUAUGCGUACAUCUGCUGGAUCGAGCAGAGCUAUCCCGCCGGCGGCAGCGGUUCUGGCCUGCAGACGGCCCUAUACCAAUGCCUGACAAAAUUCGAGCAGGAUGAGCGGUACAGACAGGAUAGGCGGCUCAUCAAGCUCUUCAUCAAAUUCAUGGAAAAGCAGGAGGACCAGAUCGAGUGCUACCAGCAGCUGUACAACAGCGGAAUCGGCACGAUGCUGGCCGACUUCUACAUUGCCUGGGCAUACAGCUACGACCUGAGCGGCAAUAUGCGCAAGGCCGACGAGAUUUUUCGUUUGGGCCUCCAAUGCCGUGCCGAGCCGCAGGAGGAGUUGCAGGAGGCCCAUCAGCAUUUCGGUUACACGGUUGGUCAGCGCAUGCUCUACUCCGAUGGUGAUGAGGCUAAUGCCGUCACCCAAGAGCUGAAUGAGCGUCGUCUGGCGUUGCAGUCACUGCAUGGUCGCCGUGCGAGGAGCAGCCACACCGUCACAGUGGGCAGCGUGCGCACUGGUGGAGCGGUCAAGAGCCAGUUUCCGGGCGUGGUGCAGAAUGAUGCUCCCACUACAAGUCGCGCGCGCAAUGCCGGUCGCAAUGUGGAGGUGUUCAACGAUGAGAACAACGAUAUCAAUAUCCCGCCUCCAGUUGUGGACACGGAAGUGAAGUCGAGCUUACGAUCGAUCAUCGACGCGGCACGAGGACAGGAGAAUCUCAAGGAGUCGGUGGCUUGGAACAAGGCCCACGCGAAGCCCCAUAAGCCCGGUAAGAUAUUCGGCCGCAAUGCCACUCCAGAGCUGGCAUUCGACAUACACAUUGAUGAGCAGAGGCUGCCGCCCAUCACCAACUACGAGCGCUGCAUGGAUAAACCGUUAAAGCUUCCGCCCAACUUUGUGGAGAAAAAUAAGCCUCAGGAGGCCUGGGUAACGCCCGUAACAAUUGAGGAUGAGCCGAACACAAACGGCCUGCCGUGCUACCACAAGAGCAUGCUGUACCCGCGCCCCAACCUGGAGUUCUCCCCCGAGGAGUACCUCGCCUAUUGUUUCCUGAAGCGCCGGGAUGUGCAGCAUCCGUUCGUGCUGCGCAACGACGAGUGGUGGGGCACGGGCCACACCCUGAAGAGUGUGCGCCGCUAUCCGAACUUUGCCAGUGCCUCCAAGCCGCAGCCACGCGACGAACUCGACCAGUACUGGAAGCCGCCCCUUGUUCCGGGUCUGCAGGUUGUGUUCGGCAAGCUCUACAACGACGAGGACCAGCAGGAAUACCAGGCAGAGGAGAUACUGGCGGCCAAGUGGCUCGAAAAGCGGAAUAUUACUGUGCACGGCAGCUUAGACAUGGAGGAGACUGUUUGCUUGCCCGGCAACAAGAUGCCGCGUCGCAAGAGCUUCUUCCCUCCGGCCCAGCAGGGUUCAUCGAGGAAAUCCCUGAUGCCUCCCCGAGUGUCUAUAGUCCAGGAGGAGGAGGAUGACGCCGGCGAGCAGGCGACUGCUUCAGCAAUACUUCCAGCGCCGUCCCCGUCUCUAGUUGUACCGCAGCAGAGAAUCGAGUCGACUGUUGAAAUCUUUGAAGAUUCGGACCCCACUCCCGUCCCCCCCAAGGCAGAUGAAGAUAAGUUUGCGAUGCCUGCCAUACCAGUGUCGGCUGCUCCCCCACCGCAUCGCAGGAUCGAGAUAUACGAAGAUUCAGAGGAUCCUACGCUACCGUCGAGCUCCAAGCCCCCGCCGAGUGCCUUCUUCGAUGCGGAUGAGACCUGUUCCACCCAGAUGUUCAACAUGUUCAUCAAGAACCAGGCGGUGAGCACGCCCAAGGGCUCCCAAAAACAGGUGCCGGCGCGCCAGUUUGGCACUGUCCUCAAGGAGCUGCCACCGGACCCUGAGGAAGCCAUCUCACCCGCAACUGCAUCCGUCGAGUCGCCAGUGGAGACCUGUUCGCCAAAUCUACGUAAGCAACUCUCAACGAUAUUGGAGACAUCAGAGCACGGCACGCACAGCUCGGCGGCGACAACAACCAAGUCGACCAUCACAUCCACAGCCACAUCUCCGGGAUCGGGGUCGGCAUCUCACACCGCCCUAACGCUGACCGGCAGGAGUGCGAGUGAGGAAUGCACUCCAGCAGCAGCGCGCCUGCAGCGUUUGGGUGCCUCUGAGCUGUCCACAGUCGGCGAGGAACCCGAGCGACAGUCUGGUGGGAAUUUCUCACGUCGCGAACUAUGGGAGCCCAAUGCUCCCAGCGUGCCGAUGAUGAAGUCCCUGCGCUUCCAGGAGGACAAGACCGAGACCAUACCGAGAGCUCUUCCCCGCUUCCAGGAGGAUAAAACUGAGACUCUGCCCAGGCUUCCAACUGCGAUGGCGGAACUUUCGCUCCAUCAGCGCUCGGCGGCCGGUGCCCCGAGUCUGGCGCCGCAACUGCCCACGCUGGACGACGAGGACGACUUGUGUGGACUUUUUGGGAAAACGCCGCCAAAGUUUAAGACUUUCCGUCUUUCCGGCUCUCCAUUGCAGGGAAAUGCCAGCUCCAAGCGCAUCUGUGAUCAGACCACGCCAGAUUUCUUCGGCAAGUCCAUUCGAGGGGCGCCGGAUGUCAAGAGCUCCUUUGCGAUAGCCAGGAACCAGCCGGCAGCCGCACCCAGCAUUAGCAAGUUAGAAGAUUCCUUUAUGACAGAUCUCUCUUUUGUGCCGGAAACUCAGGCUGCGGCAGUUGAGUCCAGGUCCGUAGCGACGGCAAUGCCGAAGCCAGAAGCCACGGCCAUGCCCGCGCCCGCGUCCAUGCAAAAGAAGUUUGAAAUUUUUUUGGACGAAACCAUGCCAGAGCCAGCUGCUCCACCCGGUGCUGCCCAACGCAGCAGCUUUGCCUUAGACUGCACGCUGCCGGAGACGCAGAUGCCAGUACAGAAGGAUCCCAUUGAGAAGCAGGAGACUUUUGGUCCAGCCCACUUGAUGGCCUCGUUUAUGAAGGAUUGCACAGAGCUGAGCAGCUGUGCUCUUACGCUGCCCGUUCCAGUUGCGGCCGUUGCCCAUGCCGCUGAUUCCACAAGCACCAAACGCUCCUCCACCGCUCUGAAGUUUCUCAGUGAUUCCAUGUCAAAAUCGCAUAGAAAAUCGCCCAAGAAGAGUAUAGCCGGAGCUGAAAAGCAGUCUAGCGACUUUUUUGAGCUGAAUGCGGCGACGGAAAUGUUUGCCACCAACAUAAGCAUGAUCAAGAACUCGACGCUGUUGCCGCCACCAGCUGCUGUUCCCGUUGUAAACCUCGACUUGUUGGCGAAUGCUGAUGAGAAUGCGGAGGCGUAUGCAGGGGCAGGUGCAGAUGCAGAUGCAGAUAAAGAGGCGGGGGAGAUGACCAUCUAUUAUAAAACGACUCCUUUGACCCCAAAGCAAUCGAACCAUUCGUGGGCUCAGGAAGACUUUGAGACGCCGCCGAAAAAGCAAUUUAUCCAUCCCAAGGUGAACAUUGAUCAGUCAGUGCUGAACAGUACGCUGGCCGACAUCAAUAUGAAUCCGUUCAAUGUGGAUCUGAUCACCUCCCUGCUGGACUCCAUCGACUUUUCGAUGUACAUUGAGAAGCUGCCCCAUUGCCAGCUGGUGGGCAAUGCCAAGCGACUGCUUCCGGGCACGAAGAUGGAGCUGAAAGGCGAGAAAUUCGAGGUGGUCAAAAUCAUUGGGAAGGGAGCCUACGGUUCGGUCUUUGCCGGACGACACUGCAAGUCGGGUAAAAAGGUGGCCCUGAAGCAGGAGCGACCCACAAACUACUGGGAGUUUUAUAUAUGCCUGGAGGUCCACAGUCGCCUCACCAGCGACCAAAUGAUCCCAGCCUUCAUGCACAUCGAUUAUGCCCUGGUGGGGAACAACUCCAGUGUCUACAUAUCGGAGCUCUCGGAGUACGGCUCGCUAAUAAAUGUGUGCAAUAAGAUCAAGAAGCAGACCAACAAGAACUUGGACGAGUAUGUUGUGAUGCACAUGAGCUGCCAGCUGCUGGACAUUGUGGAUCAUCUGCACGCCAUGGGCAUCAUUCACUCGGACAUCAAGCCGGAUAACAUUCUGGUCAUGAGACCGUUAUGUGCGCAACCUAACGAGCUAAGCCUGCAGCUGAUUGACUUCGGUGUGGCCAUCGACACCAAGCUCUUUCCGCCCAAUCAGGCAUUCAAUUAUGUGCACCACGAUGAAUCGUUCAAGUGCAUCGAAAUGCGCACCCAGCGCCCCUGGACAUAUCAGCUGGACUUGUUUGGUCUGGCGAGCGUCAUGCAUGUGUUGCUCUUUGGUCGCUACAUGGAGGUGGCCCAGCGGCAGCCGAGCGGCAUUUGGAUGCCCAAGACAGCCCUGCCACGCUACUUCCAGCGCGAAACCUGGGAGACCAUUUUCCGAGGACUCCUCAACGUUCGCGACUGUCGCACCAUGCCCAAUAUGCAGCAGUUUCGAGCGCUCCUCAAAUCCGAGAUGGUUGAAAAGGAGAAAUACGUGGGCGAGGCCAUAGCCAAGUUCAAUAUGAUACUGCAGCAAUAGGGCUAUCUGCAUUCGAAAGCAUGCAUAAGAAUCGUGCAAGAAGCCUCAAUACUUGAGGCAUAUUCUACAUUGUCUCUUGUAUAUUCUUUCACUCCAGUUAUGGCUAACUACAAUUAUAAGUUUAUUUGUAUUACUUGGUUUUUGCCACAUUUUAUAGGUCGACAUGGCGACAUUUUAAAGGUCUAAGCAUAUAUCAAUUUUUUUUUUGAGGAACAGGCCAACUACUUUUUACUCG
Messenger RNA from Drosophila guanche, 5014 nucleotides. RefSeq lists its product as uncharacterized. Lineage: Eukaryota; Metazoa; Arthropoda; Insecta; Diptera; Drosophilidae. The coding region runs from base 115 to 4779 and encodes 1554 amino acids. Gene Ontology annotation, biological process: protein phosphorylation; mitotic spindle assembly checkpoint signaling; meiotic sister chromatid cohesion, centromeric. The record is from RefSeq and is a predicted model, not a curated record. The transcript has 5 exons. Gene Ontology annotation, molecular function: protein kinase activity; ATP binding.